AUGUUGGCGGAUGGUAACCAUAAUUCUUUUUUAUUACUAGCUGAAGAUGAAAGUUCUCUUAUGCAAGCUGAAUGUGCAAAUUAUUGUGAUGUUAAUUGGGAUUUGAGCUUUGGAUCUGAUGAACUACCAGAAUAUUGUACCGAUUGGAGAUGUUCAACUAACUAUUAUCAAUGUGUAAGGUCAAAACAAUGUAUUCCGAUAGAAUGGGUCUGUAACGGUGUAUGGGAUUGUAAUGACGGAAGUGACGAAGAAGCUAUUCAACUUCAAACAGUAUUAUCGGAUCACAACUCGAAAGUGAUAAUGAAUUUAAUGCAAAUGAAAAGUCUCUGUCGUGAAAAGAAUGUUAAUCGACCAUUCGACAUGUUAUGCAAUUAUACCCACAAAUAUCCAUGCCUAUUGGUUGAUGUUGACGAAUCAUUUAAUUUUACAUCGAAUCGACCUUGUAUUCAUUUGAGUCAAAUCGGAGACGGUCGCGUCGAUUGUUAUGGUAGCCUUGAUGAACGAAAUUUAAUUGCUUGUUCAUCACAUAAAAUGUUAGGAUUUAACUUCAAAUGUGAACACGGCCGUGAACUUGUAGAUAAAUACUGUAUACCGCAAGUGCACCAUUGUGAAUGGCGUUGUUUAAAUAAUGAAGACAAAUACUUAUGUUUUUAUUUAUUAAAUAAUUUGAGAAUUCCAUGUAAUAAAACACGGCCAGUGGCAGCGGAUAUGUUAUUCAGAGAUGUGUAUUGUUUAAACAAAACAUGUAUAGAAAAUGCUAGGUGUAACGGAAUACCUCAAUGUGAAUAUGGUGAAGAUGAAUAUUAUUUUAGCAUCCGAAGUCUGCCGCAACUCGCUAUUGAUUUUGUCGGAAUACAAGAAGCAGCAAGACACUUUUCGCGCCAAGGCUGGCUGUGCAAUCGUGGUGUUGCUAUAGGAAUGAAAGAUACACUUAGCGGCGAUAAAUCAAUAGCAUGUUUUUGUCCUCCAUCAACAUAUGGGCACUACUCAAUGUGUCGUCCAUCUUACCGAGGUCUAUUUUACGAUGAUAAGCCACUCUGUCAAUGCUCCAUGAACCGUUAUGGCCCAGGUUGCUUUAUUCCACGGCAAUGUGAUAUGUUUAAUGGUCGAAAUCUUUGUUUAAACGGCGGCACAUGUUACAUCCAAUUUGAACCGGAUAAUACAGUUGAAGAUUAUAUAUGUUUAUGUCGUCCAUCAUAUUUCGGUAAUCAUUGUCAGCAUAAUUCUGGGAAGCUAGAAUUAAGAUAUAUAAAAUCGAUGUCUAGGGAAAAACAACCAGUUAUAGCUUCUGUACUCCAGUUAUACGAUAUAAGUGACAAAACAUGGAAUUUAAUAAUGAAAAAACAAAAUGUUUAUACAAAUGAGUUAACAUCACAUACAGAAUUUAUUCGUGAUCAACUCUCACUUCCGAUUUUGGGACUAUUGAAAUUACAUUUUUCACCACAAAUCUCUCCACCAGCUUAUUAUCUUUUAUAUGUUAAAACAAAUCAUACAUAUUUGAACUUAUCUAUGAUUUUAAACGAAAAAAAUCAUUGUCGACAUACACAUACAAUAUUUAAUUUAGACAAGACACAGAAUUCGACGACAACAGUUGGCAGUGGUUAUUAUCUGUUUGUCCACAGUUUAACAAGUCAGUUGUCAUUGAUGUUUUUAUUGCUGAAAGUCAUACAUGUUCUUUUGGGCACGAAAGGAAUGAUUUGGAAUUCUUUAUGGAAUACGAUUUGGUGUAAAUUAGUUAGUUUUAUACUAUCAGCAUUUACGAGAAUCAGUUAUUGGCUCACGGGACUCGUCACAAUUGAACGCCUGUAUGUUAUACUCUAUCCAAAAGGUCUGUGGUUGAAAAAGCCGGCUAUUGCUAAACAUAUUAUUCUUAUAAUUGUCGUUCUUACACUUGGUUCACAUGUGCAUGAACUGGUUGAGUAUUAUAUUGUACAAGAUCCAAAAUAUAGCGAGCAUGGUACGUGGUGUGUUACACAAUUUUCUACUGUUUUAUCAAUCUACAAUCAAGUCAAUAUAUUCAUUCACUAUUCGAUUCCAGUUUUAAUUAAUUUUAUUUCAACAUUCAUUUCAAUUAUUUUGAUUGCUCGCAAACGUGCAAAUGCUACUCGAAACAAGACUCAGAUAAGAGUGUUUCGUGAACAAUUACAAAAACAAAAAGAACUAUUCAUACCAUCGUUACUCAUACUCUUGUGUUCAUUACCACAAUUUAUAAUAUCAUUUUCAUUGGCUUGUACAGAAUUAAAUGUCAAUUGGCAACGUUAUUCAUUAACUGUAGCUUAUUUCUUAUCGUAUGCACCACAAGUUAGCUCUUAUUUUCUCUAUAUUCAACCGUCGACUAUGUAUAAAGAACAGUUUUUACAAACAUACGUUGGAAAAAAACUAAGAAAAUGA
Messenger RNA from Didymodactylos carnosus, 2391 nucleotides. The record is from the annotation of a GenBank genome assembly. Lineage: Eukaryota; Metazoa; Rotifera; Eurotatoria; Philodinida; Philodinidae.